Molecule: messenger RNA, 912 nt
Organism: Cryphonectria parasitica EP155
Lineage: Eukaryota; Fungi; Ascomycota; Sordariomycetes; Diaporthales; Cryphonectriaceae
Product: P-loop containing nucleoside triphosphate hydrolase protein
Exons: 2
Coding region: 1-912 (303 amino acids)
Biological process (GO): SRP-dependent cotranslational protein targeting to membrane
Cellular component (GO): cytoplasm
Molecular function (GO): GTP binding
Source: RefSeq, a predicted model, not a curated record
AUGACCAGCACCCCUGACGCCCCCUUGCAGUCUCGUAUGGUAGACGACAAGUCACCCAAAUGCAUUCCCUUCAUCCUCGAGCGCCUCAAGGCACACCAGGCCUCCAGCGAAGGCGCUAAAAGGCCCUUCAUCAUCGGUCUGAACGGCGUCCAGGGCGUCGGCAAGACCACCCUCGUUCGCGCCCUCGCCGAGACCCUGCAGGAGCGUGAGCACCUGCAGACGCUGGUCAUCAGCAUCGAUGACUUCUACCUACGGCACAACGAUCAGCUCGCCCUCGCCACCGCCCACCCAGACAACGCGCUGGUGCAGGUGCGCGGCGAGCCGGGGACGCAUGAUGUCGCACUGCUGCGGGAUGUCUUCCGGUCGCUCUGCACAGGCCAGCCCACCUUGAUCCCCUCGUACGAUAAGGGGGCUUUCGAUGGGCUGGGUGACCGGCUCCCGGAGUCUCGAUGGACGGCUGUGAACCAAGAGGGGCAGCCAAAGGUGCAGGUUGUCCUGUUGGAGGGCUGGUGUGUGGGCUUCAGGAGCAUCUCCCACGAGGCUAUCGAGGCCAAGUGGAUGGCACCAAGUCGGACAUUGGCGCUUCAUAAGCUGGAGGAUUUGUGCUUCGUGAAUGACCAACUGAGAGGUUAUGAUAUAAUCACAGAUCUUUUUGAUGCAUUUAUUCACAUCGACGCCGAGGAUACCGAAUUCGUCUAUGACUGGAGGCUGCAGCAGGAGCAGCAGAUGAGGAUGGAGAGGGGCACAGGCAUGACUGACGAGCAGGUCGUCAAGUUUGUGGACGCUUACUAUCCGGCAUACGAACUCUUCUCAGACGGGGUGAGGGAUGGGAUUUUCCUCAACCGGAAGGGUCAUCAGCUGCGCCUUAUCGUUGGCAAGGACAGAAUGGUCAUCGACAAAAUUGUCAUUUGA